AUGGACAUUCUCCACAAGCACCUCUGGAAACUAGGCCACAUCGAAAGCAUCAAAGAAGACUAUGAUGAGCCUCCACAGUGUAAGGCGGGCCAAGACAUUGUGCUGCAGUCACCUGUGGACUGGGUGCUCUUGGAUGGCCGAGAAAGUGCCGAUGACCAUGGAAUUGUGCACUAUGAGUGGACACUGCUGCAGGGUGACUCAUCUGUUGAAAUGCAGGUACCACAACCAGGAACACUGAAACUGUCCCACGUUCAGGAAGGCGGGUACAUUUUCCAGCUAACGGUGACAGACACUGCAGGUCAGCGGAGCUCUGACAACGUCUCUGUGACCAUUCUGCCCAUGGUUCAUUCUGCAGCAGCCUGUGUUGGGGUUUGCUCUCGCUACCAGUUUAUCUGUGACGAUGGCUGCUGCAUUGACAUCACAUUUGCCUGUGAUGGUGUGAGACAGUGUCCUGAUGGAUCAGACGAGACCUUCUGCCAGAAUCUCAGCUCAGGUCGGAAGACGGUGACACAUGCAGCUCUUGGUACUGCCCAGCAAAAGACUGCAGGACUGACUGAAAACACAGAGGAAAACUCUGCAGAGAAUACCCUGAAAGCCACUGCCAGAAAUCAGCCACUUCUCUCAGUGGAUGCAGACAUGUCUAACCAAUCGCUUUCUCAGGGACCAAAGAAACAAAUCAGUGGAUUUGUGCCAGAUAACAGUUCCUCAGGGAAAAGAACAGAUGAAAAAAAUGGGGAUGGCACAAUGAUGCCAAAGAGAGAUCAGCUUGGAGGUGGUCGCCCAGUCCCAGAAACAGGUGCUGUGUUACCCUUAGCCUUAGGCUUGGCAAUCACUGCUUUGCUGCUGCUUAUGGUUGCUUGCAGACUGCGCUUAGUGAAACAGAAGCUCAAAAAAGCUCGACCCAUUACAUCUGAAGAGUCCGAUUACCUCAUCAAUGGGAUGUAUCUCUAAAAACUGGAUUUGGGUCAGUUGUUUUCUCCCCUUUCUUUUGUGUCCAUGAAUCUCUGCCUCUAUAAAAGGACCAAAAUCCUUAGUUUAUUUUCAAGUGUAGAAGAAGCCUAUGAGAUGAAGAACAUACUCUUCUCCUUUGUUGAUAAUAUAAAAAGUGGGUAGAUGUCCUUGCUCAGAAAAUAGGAAACAUUCAGGUUCAGAGAGUAGCUCCAGUGCAGACGACACUACAAGGUGGGGAGAUCCCAAACUGGAUGUGGGGUGUCGUUGCUCUCCCUACAGCAGUUGGGAUCUCAGGCAGGGCUGAGUGCACCCCAGGGCCCGGGCACUGGAGCAGCCAAGGCUCCACAGCUCAGCUGUGCUGGACAAGUUGUGGGAGGGAGCCUGUGCCACCUUGCUCUUCUCAGUGCUGCCACCACUAUGGGGACUGGGAUGCUCCAGCCAACACCAUCCAGCAGAGACCAGUUGUGUGCUUUCCACCUGAUGCACUGGGAGUAUUUUCAUUAAAGAAUGUGUCUUGCUUUGUUAAUUAAAAGCAAUUGCUAUCCAAGCACCUCCUUUUGCAAAGAUAAUUGGGAUUUAAGGAAGAAAGCCUCUUAUUUUGACUCAGUUUAAACCUCUGUGCUGCUGCCAGACAGCUAUGCUUAUUAAAUGCUGAAAUGAAAAAAUGCAGCUUCUCAGCAGUUGUGUACUGCUGCCUAAAGAAGCUGUGGAUACCCCAUUGCUGGCAGUGUUCAAGCCCAGGCUGCACAGGGGCUGGAGCUAAAUGGUCUUUAAGGUCCUUUCCAACCCAAACCUGCCUCUGAUUCCAUGUACAAUCUCAGAGCCGUGUCUCUCCCCAGAGCUCAGGGCUUGUUCAGCCUUUCCCACAUCCAGCCCACCACCCUCCUGCAGCAUGAGAAUGCAGCACACAGCAGUUUUUAUCCGAGAUGCCGGAGUGUAGGAUUCCUGCUGGUUAUCCCAUAGCUCCCUGCAAAGCUUGAAAGCUUCGGUGAUCUGCCCUCACCCCAGAAAAAUUCUCAUAGAGUUAGAGCAAGUAAUUGAUAUGUGUGAGUGAACUGCAGAUGUGUUACCAGUAAAAUGUGUACAGUACAUGUUAUAUA
Molecule: messenger RNA, 2051 nt
Organism: Ficedula albicollis (Collared flycatcher)
Lineage: Eukaryota; Metazoa; Chordata; Aves; Passeriformes; Muscicapidae
Gene: LRP11
Product: LDL receptor related protein 11
Exons: 7
Coding region: 1-951 (316 amino acids)
Molecular function (GO): protein binding
Source: RefSeq, a predicted model, not a curated record